AUGAGAAUUACAAGUACAUCUUGUAUCUGCCCAGUCCUAGUUUGUCUCUGUUUUGUACAGAGGUGUUAUGGAGCUGCUCACCAUGGCUCCAUCAAGGUGACCAGAAACCAAACCAAGCACAUAGAAGGCGAAACAGAAGUGCAUCAUCGUCCAAAGCGUGGAUGGGUGUGGAAUCAGUUCUUUGUUUUAGAAGAACACAUGGGACCAGAUCCUCAGUAUGUAGGAAAGCUGCAUUCCAAUUCCGACAAAGGUGAUGGAUCAGUCAAAUACAUUCUUACUGGAGAAGGGGCAGGGACUAUAUUUAUUAUUGAUGACACAACUGGAGACAUCCAUUCAACCAAAAGCCUAGAUCGAGAGCAGAAGACACACUAUGUGCUUCAUGCCCAAGCUAUUGACAGACGGACAAACAAGCCACUCGAGCCCGAAUCUGAGUUCAUUAUCAAAGUGCAGGAUAUCAAUGACAAUGCACCAAAAUUUACAGAUGGACCAUACAUUGUUACUGUGCCAGAGAUGUCUGAAAUGGGUACAUCUGUUCUACAGGUGACAGCCACAGAUGCAGAUGACCCUACAUAUGGAAACAGUGCCAGAGUAGUGUACAGUAUUCUUCAGGGACAGCCAUAUUUCUCUGUUGACCCCAAAACAGGAGUCAUCAGGACUGCCUUGCACAAUAUGGACAGGGAAGCCAGAGAGCAUUAUUCCGUUGUCAUUCAAGCCAAAGAUAUGGCUGGGCAGGUCGGAGGGCUGUCAGGGUCAACAACUGUAAAUAUCACACUCACAGAUGUCAACGACAAUCCACCCAGGUUUCCUCAGAAACAUUAUCAACUGUAUGUUCCUGAGUCAGCUCAAGUUGGGUCAGCAGUUGGCAAAAUCAAAGCAAAUGACGCAGACACUGGUUCAAACGCAGACAUGAAGUACACAAUAAUAAAUGGUGAUGGCGCUGGGGUAUUCUCCAUAUCUACUGACAAAGAAACAAGAGAAGGAAUUCUCUCUCUGAAGAAGCCACUCAACUACGAAAAAAAGAAAUCAUAUACACUUAAUAUAGAAGGAGCAAACACUCACCUGGAUUUUCGCUUUUCGCACUUGGGACCAUUCAAAGACGUAACUAUGCUGAAGGUCAUCGUUGGCGAUGUGGACGAACCCCCACUCUUCACUAUGCCUUCCUAUGUCAUGGAAGUUUACGAAAACGCAAAGAUUGGGACUCCUGUUGGCACAGUAACAGCACAUGAUCCUGAUGCUGCAAACAGUUUAGUGAGAUAUUUCAUUGAUCAUAACACAGAAGAAGAUAGGUAUUUCACAAUUGAUGCUAGUACUGGAACCAUUAAGACUGCCAAGAUCUUUGACAGAGAGGAGACACCUUGGUACAACAUCACAGUGGCUGCUUCUGAGAUAGACAAUCCAGGGCUAGUGAGCCACGUUCCAGUUGGUGUUAGAAUCCUGGAUGUCAAUGACAAUCCUCCCGAGCUUGCCAGAGAUUAUGAUGUAGUCGUCUGUGAAAAUACAAAGCCUGGUCAGGUAAUUCAGACUAUCACUGCUACUGACAAAGAUAACUCUGCGAAUGGUGCAAGAUUCCAUUUUUCUCUUGAUGAAGGGCUUUCUUUGAAUCCCAACUUUACUCUAAGGAACAAUGAAGAUAAUACAGCCAGUAUUCUGACAAGACGAAGGAGAUACAGUCGAACAACUCAAGAUAUUUAUUACCUGCCAGUUCUGAUUUCUGAUGGUGGUGUGCCCCCUCUCAGCAGCAGCAGUACCCUCACCAUCCGGGUUUGUGCCUGUGAGAGAGACGGACGAGUGAGAACUUGCCAUGCUGAAGCUUUCCUCUCCUCGGCUGGCUUGAGCACAGGAGCUUUAAUUGCAAUCCUGCUCUGCAUUGUCAUCCUUCUUGUUUUCUCUUUAGCAAUUGUGGUCCUUUUCAUCACCCUAAGACGUAGCAAGAAGGAGCCUUUGAUCAUUUCAGAAGAAGAUGUCCGGGAAAAUGUUGUGACCUAUGACGAUGAGGGAGGUGGAGAGGAAGACACAGAAGCAUUUGACAUCACAGCACUGCGGAACCCAUCUGCUGCCGAAGAGCUAAAAUACCGGAGGGAUGUUCGGCCUGAAGUGAAGCCUUUGUCCAGGAAUCAUCCCUCCUCAAGCCUUGACAGUAUAGAUGUUCAGGAGUUCCUUAAUCAAAGACUGGCAGAGGCUGAUUUGGACCCCAGUGUACCCCCCUAUGACUCCCUGCAGACAUAUGCCUAUGAGGGUCAUAGAUCAGAAGCUGGGUCUAUCAGCUCUCUGGAUUCAGCAACGACACAUUCUGACCAGGAUUAUAAUUACCUUGGAGACUGGGGACCCGAGUUCAAGAAGCUAGCUGAACUCUAUGGGGAAAUAGAACCAGAAAGAACAACUUAG
This is a messenger RNA of Onychostruthus taczanowskii (white-rumped snowfinch), 2385 nucleotides long. RefSeq names its product cadherin 18 (gene CDH18). NCBI's taxonomy places the organism in Eukaryota, Metazoa, Chordata, Aves, Passeriformes, Passeridae. Gene Ontology annotation, biological process: calcium-dependent cell-cell adhesion; cell-cell junction assembly; homophilic cell-cell adhesion. The coding region runs from base 1 to 2385 and encodes 794 amino acids. Gene Ontology annotation, cellular component: catenin complex; adherens junction; plasma membrane. The record is from RefSeq and is a predicted model, not a curated record. Gene Ontology annotation, molecular function: cadherin binding; calcium ion binding. The transcript is spliced from 11 exons.